AUGUCGAACCUAGGCCUGGUCGAUCACUCGCCUUUCAACGCCGAGCCCGCCGCUCCAAUUCCUACCGCUUCCAAUCUUGUCCUCAUCGACAACUACGAUUCAUUUACCUGGAACGUCUACCAAUAUCUGUGUCUCGAGGGCGCAACCGUCACCGUCUACCGCAAUGAUGAAAUCACAAUUGACGAAUUGAUCGCUAAGAAGCCUACCCAGCUGGUCAUCAGUCCUGGCCCCGGUCACCCCGAAACAGACUCGGGUGUUAGCAAGGAUGCCAUUCGACACUUUGCUGGAAAGAUUCCCAUCUUUGGUGUUUGCAUGGGCGAACAAUGUAUCUACUCUGUAUUCGGUGGUACCGUCGAGAAGACUGGAGAGAUUCUGCACGGAAAGACCUCGCCUUUGCGACACGACGGCAAGGGUGUCUACGCCAACAUUCCCCAGGACAUUCCCGUUACCCGCUACCACUCGCUUGCUGGAACCCACCCCACUCUCCCCGAAUCUCUCGAAGUCUCUUCAUGGAUUGCUGUUGGCCCUGAUGGAGGAAAAGGUGUCAUCAUGGGUGUGCGCCACAAGGACUACGUCAUUGAGGGUGUUCAAUACCAUCCCGAGAGUAUCUUGACCGAGGAGGGAAGACUGCAGAUCAAGAACUUUUUGUACAUGCAGGGCGGUACCUGGGUCGAGAACGAGCGCUUGCAGAAGGAGGCCAAGUCGAACGCUCAGUCAGCAAAGACCAAUGGACAGACCAAGGACAAGCAGACCAACAUUCUCGAGAAGAUCUUCGCACGCCGCAAGGAACUGGUCGCCGCUCAGAAAGAGAUCCCAUCUCAAAGACCCAUCGACCUCCAAGCCGCCUACGAUCUGGACCUUUCACCACCCCUCAUCUCCUUCCCCGACCGUCUCAAGCAGUCUCCAUACCAACUCUCCUUGAUGGCUGAGAUCAAGCGUGCCUCCCCUUCCAAGGGCAUAAUUUCUAUUUCCACUUGCGCCCCUGCACAAGCUCGCAUUUACGCUCUUGCCGGCGCCAGUACCAUCUCUGUCUUGACCGAGCCCGACUGGUUCAAGGGCAGCAUCGACGACCUGAAGGCUGUUCGCCAAGCGCUGGCUGGCAUGCCUAACCGUCCGGCUGUUUUGCGCAAGGAGUUUGUUUUCGACGAGUACCAAAUCUUGGAAGCUAGAUUGGCUGGUGCCGACACUGUUCUUCUCAUCGUCAAGAUGCUUGACAUUGAGACUUUGCACAGAUUGUACAAGUACUCGCAAUCCCUCGGCAUGGAGCCUUUGGUCGAGGUCAACAACGAAGAGGAAAUGAAGAUUGCUGUCGAGAUGGGCUCAAAGGUCAUUGGUGUCAACAAUCGCAACCUCACAAAUUUCGAGGUCGAUCUAGAGACCACCAGCCGUCUUAUGUCGCUCGUUCCCAAGGAGACUGUUGUCUGUGCCCUCAGUGGUAUUGCUGGAUCACAAGACGUUGUGCCUUACCAAAAGAACGGUGUUGGUGCUGUCCUUGUUGGCGAGGCUCUGAUGCGCGCAAAGGACACUGCCCAAUUCAUCUCCGAGCUUCUUGGUGGCAGUGUGAAGUCUGCUACCAAGGAGUCUAAAAAGUCACCUAUGGUGAAGAUCUGCGGCACUCGUACACCAGAAGCGGCCAAGGCUGCAGUUGAAGCCGGCGCAGACUUCAUCGGUAUCAUCCUUGUCAAGGGUCGCAAGCGCUGCGUGUCCAACGAGACCGCUCUUGAAAUUUCAAAAGUCAUACACGAGACACCCCGUGCGAGAUCAGAUUCAGAUCUGAGUGAAGGAUCGUUGCCGGUGUCAGCGACAAACUACUUCGACCAUACCACAGCACACAACCUGGUUCACCCGCGACACGCAAAGCUUGUUGGUGUCUUCCAGAACCAGCCAUUGUCAUAUGUUCUAGAACAACAGAAACUUCUUGGUCUCGACAUUGUACAAUUACACGGAUCUGAGCCUAUUGAGUGGGCAUCACUUAUUCCUGUUCCCGUCAUCCGGGCUUUCCACCCAGGUGAUGCUGGUCUCGCUACUCGUGGCUAUCACGCAUUGCCGCUGGUCGAUUCUGGCGCUGGCGGUUCUGGUGAGCAAGUGGACUUGUCGAAAGUCCAGGAGCUUUUGCAGAAGGAUAGCGGCCUACGGAUCAUGCUUGCUGGUGGCCUCAACCCUAGCAAUGUCAAGCAGGUGUUCAGUGGUCUUGCCUCAAACAUGAGCCAAGUUGCUAUCUUGGAUGUCAGCAGUGGCGUCGAGGACAACGGUGAGCAGAGCCUGUCGAAGAUUCGCGAGUUUGUUACUGCUGUCAAGGCCGAAUUUUGA
This is a messenger RNA of Aureobasidium vineae, 2310 nucleotides long. The record is from the annotation of a GenBank genome assembly. NCBI's taxonomy places the organism in Eukaryota, Fungi, Ascomycota, Dothideomycetes, Dothideales, Saccotheciaceae.